AUGUCAUCGAAGCACACCUACAAGCCCACAGGGCCCUUCGCUCCUCAAUACAUCCAGGGCGUCUAUGCUCCUUCGGCAAUCUUGAUCGUCGGAGCUGCCCUGGUCAACAAGAGCUUGGUGCCUGUUGCCAUUGCCAUUGCUGCUGCUUUGGCUGGCUACCAGUUCUUCAACAACCAGGUCAAGAAGGUCCUUGAUCCCACCACUUUCCAGCAAUUCCCCUUGACCGAAAAGAUUGUCCUCUCGCACAACACUGCCAUCUACCGCUUCGGUCUCCCGAGCCCCACCUCUAUCCUCGGUCUGCCCAUUGGCCAGCACAUCUCCCUCGCUGCCACCCUGCCCGUCAAGGACCCCAAGACUGAGGUCGUCUCCAACAAGGAGAUUCUGCGUUCCUACACUCCCAUCACCGAUGACACUACUUCCGGCCACUUCGAUGUCCUCAUCAAGGCCUACCCCACUGGCAACAUCAGCAAACACGUCGCUGAGAUGAAGAUUGGUGACACCAUCAAGGUCAAGGGUCCCAAGGGUGCCAUGGCUUACCAGCCCAACAUGGUCAGCCGCUUCGCUAUGAUCGCUGGUGGUACCGGUAUCACUCCCAUGUACCAGAUUUCCAAGGCUAUUCUCCGUGGUCGUGCCUCAGGCGACAAGACUCAGGUUGACCUCAUCUUUGCCAACGUCAACCCUGAGGACAUUCUCAUGAAGGACGAACUCGACCGCAUGGCCCGUGAGGACAGUGGCUUCAGAGUUCACUACGUCCUCAACAACCCCCCUGAGGGUUGGACUGGUGGUGUUGGCUUCGUGACUCCUGAAAUGAUCAAGGCAAACUGCCCUGCCCCCGCACCUGACAUGAAGAUGCUCAUCUGUGGACCUCCUCCUAUGGUCGCUGCCAUGAAGAAGGCUGCCGAAAGUCUUGGCUACCAGAAGGCCAGACCUGUCAGCAAGCUCGAAGACCAGGUCUUCUGCUUCUAA
Molecule: messenger RNA, 966 nt
Organism: Aureobasidium melanogenum CBS 110374
Lineage: Eukaryota; Fungi; Ascomycota; Dothideomycetes; Dothideales; Saccotheciaceae
Product: ferredoxin reductase-like protein
Exons: 3
Coding region: 1-966 (321 amino acids)
Cellular component (GO): endoplasmic reticulum
Molecular function (GO): oxidoreductase activity
Source: RefSeq, a predicted model, not a curated record